Cottoperca gobio is the source of this 4393-nucleotide messenger RNA. RefSeq names its product forkhead box protein O1-A-like. Gene Ontology annotation, biological process: regulation of transcription by RNA polymerase II. The record is from RefSeq and is a predicted model, not a curated record. Gene Ontology annotation, cellular component: nucleus. Lineage: Eukaryota; Metazoa; Chordata; Actinopteri; Perciformes; Bovichtidae. Gene Ontology annotation, molecular function: DNA-binding transcription factor activity, RNA polymerase II-specific; RNA polymerase II cis-regulatory region sequence-specific DNA binding.
GAACGACUGUCAUUACUGACACAGCUCGCGGCAGACUUGAGAGUUGCAACUAGUUGGUGCAGGAUCGUGUAAACUUCAGUUCAAGACCUUGAACGAAAUAUUUCUCUGACUUUUACAUUACACACCUCUCUUAUCUUAUCUUAUCUUGGAACUGGAAUCUGGUGUGAGCGAACGCAAAACUAUUUGUACCUGUUGAUUUUUUGUCCAGUCAGUUUGUCAUUUUUUUAUGUGAGUGUCUGUGUGAGAGUUUGACUCAGACAUGGCUGAGGUACCGCCACCACAGCCGGUCGAAAUAGAUCCGGAAUUUGAGCCACUCUCCCGCCCGCGGUCCUGUACCUGGCCGCUGCCCCGUCCGGAGCUCAACGACCCGGCCAGCUCCAACACAUCCUCCCCGGCACCGUCGGUGCAGCAGGAGCCGGGAGGAAACGGCGAGUUCAUCAGUAACCUCGGCUUGUUAGAGGAGGACUAUGAGGAGUAUGCGGAGCAGAAUGACUUUCAGUGUCGAGAGGUAAAUUGUGUCCAUCCACAUCACCACCACCAUCAUCCUCUUCCGCAGCAGCGGCAGCAGCUCCCGGGUCCGCAACUGCCGCCCCAGCAACAGGUGCCGCCUCCUGGCGUCGCACCCCUGGGCAGCUCCGGGCCGAGGAAGAGCAGCUCGUCCCGUCGUAACGCCUGGGGGAACAUGUCGUACGCUGACCUGAUCACCAAGGCAAUAGACAGCUCACCCGAGAAGAGGCUGACACUGUCUCAAAUUUACGACUGGAUGGUCAAGAAUGUGCCUUACUUCAAGGAUAAAGGAGACAGCAACAGCUCCGCGGGCUGGAAGAACUCCAUCAGACACAACCUGUCCCUGCACAGCCGCUUUGUGCGCAUACAAAACGAAGGGACGGGAAAAAGCUCCUGGUGGAUGCUGAACCCAGAGGGGGGAAAGAGCGGAAAGUCGCCUCGACGCAGAGCUGCCUCCAUGGACAACAACAGUAAGUUUGCCAAGAGCAGAGGAAGGGCCACAAAGAAAAAGAUGGCUCUACAGGAAGGGGUUGAGGGAGGAGCAGGCAGCCCUGGUUCCCAGUACUCUAACUGGCUGGGAAGCCCAAACUCACACAGUAACGAGGACUUUGAAGCCUGGAGCUCCUUUAGGACGCGCACCAGCUCUGACGCCAGCACCCUGAGUGGUUGCCAUUCACCUUUCCCUUCUGAACAGGAUGACCUGGUGGAGUCUGAUGGCCACAUGAUGUACCCUGGAGCGGCAGGAACCAAGAUAACCUCCACUCUUCCCAGCCUGUCCGAGGUAGCUGGAUCCAUGCGCCAACAUGGCUCAGAGAUCGUCAUGGAGAGUCUGCUGGAUAACCUGAACCUGCUGUCUCCUAAAACCCCCCAGCUGGUUUCUGACUCCCCACAUUCAUCAAAUGCUGCCAUGCUUCAGAGUAGCCCCUACAGUUCCACUGGCUUGACCCCGCUCCCACAGAAGGACUACCGUAAAUGUAUGUACAGCCAGAUGAGGAUGAAUUCCCUGUCCCCUGCCCCCAUGCAUACGCUUCCAGAGACCAAGCCGGGCUUUAGGGCUUAUGAGAAUCAGUAUAUCUGCCCUGCUGGGCUCCUCAAAGAGCUGCUGACCUCAGAUGCAGAGGCCAGUAGGGACACACAGGUGUCUCAAGUGGGGAGGGGAGGUUGCCUAAUGCCCACUUACAGCCGCCAGAGCCACAUGAGGGGUCAUAAUGGAGUCAAAAUGAUGAAUCCUCCUCAGAGUCACCCAGUUGCUCAUGUAAAUCCACAAGCUAUACAUAGACAGGGUCCUUCAACCUCACAAGAUUUGAAUAGCUGUAACAUGAUCCCCAUGACUAGUCUGACCAGUCUUUCAGGGGCCCCUCCUCGAAUGACCAGCCUGAGGACAUGCAUGCAGCUGCCCCGUGGACACCCAGCACACACUAAUGCUGUUUCGGCAAGCUACGGCAGCAACAACGGCUACAGGGAACUCAACUCGGUUCACCCACACGGUAAUCAUCAGGAGCGGCUGCCCAGUGACCUGGACAACAUGUCCAUUGAGAGGUUCGAAUGUGACAUGGAGACUGUCCUCCAUGACACCCUCAUGGAUGGCGGGGCUCUCGACUUUAACUUUGACCCCGCUGCUGGGCCUCAUGGGUUUCCCCAGAGGGUGAAGACCACCACACAUAGCUGGGUGUCAGGCUAGGACUCUUGGUGGGUCACAAACAGGUUAUUAUCAGCAUCAUGCCGCUGCUCACCUUCAUUCAGAGGCUGGGAAAUGUAAAUUGACAGAAGCAACCGCCAUCACUCUCCACAGAGCAUCAGACACAAAGUUACUUUAACAAAUGUACCACAUCUCGAGUUGCAGCUCCAUGUACAACAAUGCAUUUUAUUUCUUUAUAUUUAAUAGAGUAAACAAAAACGAGUUAAUCAUUGAGAUCUAAAUCCUGAAAUAAGACACAACAGUCAAAACGGUUUCAUUCAUAACUGUAUUUAAAAUGCGCUGUGAACAUAAGAUAGCUCUGCAAAGAGAAAAUGAAUGAGAGACCAGCCAUUACCAAACUAGUCUUGUUUACAAUUGCCUGUCAAAAACUGGAAGUACAUACUCAUUUACUUUUUGCUAAUUCAGGUUCAUAUAAAGAUAUACAAUAUCAUCACAUAGACAGAACAUUAUCAUAAUGCAUAAUAGAAACGUUACCUAGUGAAACUUCAACUUCAUUCAACUUAAAUGUAAGAUAAACCGAUGUAUCAUCUGCAUAGUGUUACAUAUUAACUUUAUUAAGAUAGAGAAUUAAAAUGACCCAAAUUAAAUUUAUGGUGAGAACAGGAUAUGUUUUAUUAAUAUACCUCUGGACAUAACCACUUAGCAGAUUAUGAAACAAACACCAAUAAAUCCAGAAAGUAUUCCGAUUGGCGUACACACACAUUAUAUGUUUAUAGACAGAUGUCGUGGUAAGGUGCUGUCAAAUUCAGCCCUCAAAUUGAACAUCAGCCAUAUCUCCUCCCCAUUAGAUGUCAUUAGAGAUUGUGAGACAAGCUGCAUUUUUGACUGAAAUUAAUAAUCAUUCAUAUAGUGAAUGAAGGUAUUUAUUUAUGUUUUUAUUUUAAUUAUAGCUGUUGGAUUCUGCUGUGUACUUUGUAUGCUUGUAAAAAAAAAAAGUGUGCCUGUGCUGUGUGCAAUGUAUAUAGGGUAUCUGAGUUACAUGAUAUUGUUUUCUCUUUACAUCAAAAUACUAUUGAAGAAGGAAAUUACAGAUACAUUAGAGUAUUUGUGGUGGUGCUUUCGCAUUUGUAUAAUCUGGAAAAAAAGCAUGGUGAUCUCAUUCUGGCAAAAUUGACAUUUUGGAGAGAUUUUCACCUGACAUAAAAUGUGUACUACAGUGCAAGAAGCAGUAGGUGGAGAACUGAUGAUGAAAGGCAAAUUAUGCUUGAUAUUUACCUCCAAGCCGCUACAGUUUUUAUGCACCAAAGAGCUAACUACGCUACCAAACACAUAACAGUGUGCCAAUUAACUGUGCCUACAUGGGCUCACAGACUUUGAAUGCUGUACAUUUUCUUUUCUUUAGUAGUACAUUUUUGUAUAUGAAGGGUUCAAAUUACUUAUUAGGAUUAUACUAAAGUAUUAUACUAUAUGUAUGAUUGUGUUAGAAAUGGUUGUUUACAUAUCCAAACCAUAUCAAUAAAUAUACGAACACUCAUACCUCAAAAUAUUUUACCUCUGAAGUGUUGAAGGGAUUCUUCCUGCCAUUUUCCUCAGUGAGUAAUGUAUUGAAUUUGUCUUCAUUUUUGAGAAACACAGUUUUGUACACAUGUUCUGUUUUCUUUUUAUGUAUUUGAUUAAUGCUGAUUGGACCUGUUCAGAGUGAUGCACCGUCUGCCUUUGUAUUUCUAGUAUUUUCUUUUGCUUGAGGAUUAUAGCCAUUAGUUUCUAGUAAAUAUUGUGUGAAAGCACAGUGAGUACUUUUAAAUUAAACAUGUAAUUGUGUGAAAUUAUACAUUUUGAAAGAUGAAAAAGUGAAUUCAUCUGUUAAGACGAAACUCAAGGAAAGGAAUUGCUUAAAUAGAAUUGAAUUGUAUCUUGGAAUAAAGCUACAACUUCUAUAAUUAUGAAAGCUUAUCAAAAUAAAUGUGUGAUAGGAGAAUUUUAAUUAUGGGUCAAAUUGCUACCUUGAACAAAUGAGAUUCUAUUAACCUCAAAGAAGUGCUUUAGUCUGUUACCUUAUAGUAUAAUGCAUUUUUAUAUGUUAUCUUUGACAUUAAACAAAUGUUGAAACCCACUUAUGUGCAAACGUUUUUUUCACGGAAUGCAGUCAUAUUCACAUCCAGGUAUUUGGAAAAUAAAUUACCUAUGUAACCUAUUCAGAGCAUAAAUCACCAUGUGCACUUGCAAUUAAAGAAGAGAAACCCGUUA